CUCUCUCUCUCAAUUUGGGCUAGACCUGCCCCUUCAGCUGUUGCAUGUUUGAAUUGAGGUCUCACUUGCAAGUCACACAGCAAACUUGUCAGUUCGACUCACUCGAAGGGUGCUCAUGUUUGGAUGCUAUACCGCUGAAAAGCAUCUGAAAGUUUUCAAGUGACAUGGACAAAACAGAGCUCAAUAGUCCCCUCUUGUGGUAAUCCUGAAGACUUCUUGGACUUGGAGGGGGGGAAAAAAAGAUAUGAAUAUCAUUUUAUCCCCUUGUGUGUUGAAGAACCCUUUUCCAUAGUGCUAGCCAAAAUCCUGUCAACUAAAAUGACUUUAUAGCUGCUCAGCUUAAGCAAAAGCACCAGAAACUAUGGAAGCCUCGGGUCCCGCCCACGCUGGGACUUCCCCAACCGUGUCUGCCUUGCACCCAUCUUCCACUCCCAUCUCCUCUUAUGGCUAUCUUCAGUUCUUCUGGCAUUACCAGAACAAGUCUGUCAUUCUGGAACAUUACAACUACACGGGCAAGCUGAAGGGCGACCGUUACCGUGACGGCCUCCAACCCGAGGGCAUCGCCUUCCUGGUGGUGUGUCUGCUCAUCGUGCUGGAGAACGCCGUGGUUCUUCUGGCUAUCUGGAGGAACAAAAAGUUCCAUUUACCCAUGUAUUACCUCCUGGGUAACCUGACUCUGUCGGACCUCCUGGCUGGGAUUACCUACAUGGCCAACAUCAUCAUGUCCGGGCCGAAGACUUUGCAGCUGACGCCUCUGCUGUGGUUCCUCAGGGAGGGAGGAGUUUUCAUCACGCUGGCCGCUUCUGUCAUCAGUCUGCUGGCCAUCGCGAUUGAACGUCAUGUAACCAUGGUGACCAUGAGGCCGUACCACGGGGCGAAGCGGGGGAGGAUGUUGGCGCUGAUUUGUGCGAGUUGGGCCUUAGCGAUCUUUUUGGGCGUCCUGCCCAUUCUGGGAUGGAACUGCAUCCACAGACUGGACCAAUGCUCCACCGUGCUUCCUCUUUACUCCAAGAGCUACAUCCUUUUCUGCGUGUCAGUCUUUAGUGCGAUUCUCCUCGCCAUCGUGGUGCUGUACGCCCGAGUUUUCCGCAUCGUCCGCACCAACACGCAACGUCAGCGGGUAGGCUUGUCGAGCAGCAUGAGAAAGGGCCUGGCCAGGAAGUCGCAAAAGUACAUCGCCCUCCUAAAGACGGUCACCAUCGUGUUAGGUGUCUUCAUCGCUUGCUGGCUUCCGCUCUUCCUCCUCCUCCUCCUGGAUUUCUUCUGCCCAACAGGCAGUUGCCGACUCCUCUACAAGGCCAACUACUUUCUGGGGGUGGCGAUGGUCAACUCGCUCCUCAACCCCAUCAUCUACACCCUAACUAGUAAGGACAUGAGGAGAGCCAUUUUAAGGCUGCUCUGUCGGCCGUGUCUCAUGACCAGGGACGGCCAGGUGAAGAAGAUUGGCAUGCCCUUCCUGGAAUGCAGCUUCAGUAAGACCGAGGUCCCCUCCCAGAAGCUGGAGCCGGGGAUGGAGACGACAAUCUCCUCCGGGAACGUGGUCACCAACCCAUCUCCGAUCAAGACACUCUAUCCGAAACUCUUGAAGCCUUAAAGACUUGUCGGCUUGGCUCGUACUUAACAGAAGACAUGUAGCACGCCUUUCCGAGGACAUGCAUGGAGCGGCUCUCCCACUGUACUGAUGUUUGAGGUACUAUGUUGGUACCAUGAUGGCCUUGGUCUCCUCACUAUGAACCUGAGAAGAAGUUUGGACUGUGUAGUGAAAAAUGAUGACUGAUGGGCUCGAACCAACAAAAAAGAUUGAAGCGUCCAACAAUCAAAGCUAGUGAAUAUAAAAUUAUUCCUGAAGAUGACUCAUCGCUGGUUGACUUGUUGACAACCAUGACAUGUAUUUAGACGCUGAGAAAACAAGGCCACUCAAAUGUGAACAAGGCAACUCUUGUCAACUAAUUUGCACUGACUGAGAUAUCAUUAAAAUUGAAAAAUUGGCUUGCACUCCUGUGGUUUGAAUCCAAGCCUGGGAGAACUCUUUGAUAAAACCAAUGUAAAUAUUACAUUCAGACUUUCUUUUGUGGGGGCUCCCUUCAAACGUUUGGUUUGGUUUCUCAUUAAAUUAGCACAGAUGGACACGAUGAUGUAUUUCGGUAAACACAUGGAUUUCGCUGGAUCGAAGGCCCCGAGGUGUGAUGGAUAGUUUACGUAACAGACGACGGCAUGGUUGACUGUGGUAGGAAAAUGAACAAUACAUCCAAUCAAACCACGGAAAAACUGCAAUGCAUCGUGUGCGAGGGAGAUGCAGAGAGAUUUUCUUGAAAUGACAUCAUCAAAUGUCAUCGGGUGUCCGGUGGAAACUAUGUCGGUUUUGGUUUUAAACGUCAGACCCUGUCUGCGAGGCACAACGCUGGAUUUGGAUACACUGACAGAAACCAACACGUCAUUUGUAUUAUCUCAUGUUUGGCAUUACGCUUUUUUGUAUAAAUGUUUUUGGGUUUUUUUUUUGUCUUCUGCCAGGACCUUCAUUGACAAAUGUUUUUUGUACUGUCAUUCAUCUUGUGAAAGUUUUUCUUUGAAAACAUUUGGUAACUGUUGUAUAGUAAAUUAUAUACAUUUUGUACUGGUGUCUGUUUUUUUUUUUUUUUUAAAUAAAUGACUGACAAUGUU
Syngnathus typhle (broad-nosed pipefish) is the source of this 2661-nucleotide messenger RNA. RefSeq names its product sphingosine-1-phosphate receptor 5b (gene s1pr5b). The record is from RefSeq and is a predicted model, not a curated record. Bases 362 to 1594 code for a protein of 410 amino acids. Gene Ontology annotation, cellular component: membrane. Gene Ontology annotation, molecular function: sphingosine-1-phosphate receptor activity. The transcript has 2 exons. Gene Ontology annotation, biological process: G protein-coupled receptor signaling pathway. NCBI's taxonomy places the organism in Eukaryota, Metazoa, Chordata, Actinopteri, Syngnathiformes, Syngnathidae.